This is a messenger RNA of Nerophis lumbriciformis (worm pipefish), 1602 nucleotides long. The record is from RefSeq and is a predicted model, not a curated record. Lineage: Eukaryota; Metazoa; Chordata; Actinopteri; Syngnathiformes; Syngnathidae.
AAAGAACAGAAGCACUCUCAAUCAGUGAUGAUGUAUCGAGUGUGAACUGUCUGUUGUUUAGUCCUACAAGCCACAUACUACAAGGGUGGCAAGGUGCUUGUUUUUCCAGUGGACGGAAGCCACUGGGUGAACAUGAAAAUCAUUAUUGAGGGACUUCACUCGAGAGGCCACCAGGUUGACGUCGUGCGAGCAAAUGACAGCUGGUACAUCAAGGAAAAGUCCGCAAUCUACACCUGCAUCCCGCUUGACAUGGAGUCAGGCUUCAGCAAAGAUUUUAUUGUUACGUUUGUGGAGCAGUUGCUGAAAAUCCAGCGGGAGGGAAAUUCUGUCUGGACUCGUUAUAAAUUAGAAAUGGAGCAAAUGGAAAAAUCUUCAUUGAUGUAUGAAAAAAUUGGGGUGUUAUUAGAGUGGAUAUUUGAGAAUAGAACCCUAGUUGAGACUCUGCAAAGCGCCAAGUAUGAUCUAGUUCUGACAGACCCUGUAACGCCAGCUGGUGUGUUUCUCUCACAUUACCUAAAGGUACCACUUGUUUUGAAUGUGAGAUGGACUAGUCACGGUGAAGGCCAUUUUGCAAUCGCGCCAUCACCUCUCUCAUAUGUUCCCUUGACGGGAACAGAAUUUUCGGAUAAGAUGGGCUUUUUUCAAAGAGUACUGAACGUUUUGGGAUACGUUUAUCUUGAAUAUCAAGUUGCGACGCACAUAAAACCGCAAUACGAAGGCAUCAUCAAAAAGUACUUAAACCCUGAAGAAGACUACAGUAAACUAUUCCAAGCUGCAGACUUAUGGCUCAUGAGAGUUGACUUUGUCUUUGAGUUUCCUCGCCCAACCAUGCCCAAUGUCAUCUACAUGGGAGGCUUCCAGUGUAAACCAGCCAAGCCUCUACCACACCACCUGGAGGAGUUUGUGCAGAGUUCUGGAGAGCAUGGAGUCAUUAUCAUGUCUCUGGGGACUUUGAUUGGGGAAAUUCCAAAUGAUUUAGCUGAUGAGAUAGCAGCUACUUUUGCCAAACUCCCCCAGAAGGUCAUAUGGCGGUAUAAAGGUGCUAAACCUUCUACUCUGGGCAACAACACUCUACUGGUGGACUGGAUGCCACAGAAUGACCUGCUGGGACACCCCAAAAUAAAACUCUUUGUGGCUCAUGGUGGGACAAAUGGCGUUCAGGAAGCCAUUUACCACGGGGUUCCCAUUCUUGGGCUACCGCUCAUUUUUGAUCAACGAGAUAAUCUUUUUAGGAUUGAAGUGAGAGGAGCAGGGAAAAACCUGGAUAUCUUCACCUUGGAUCAGAAUAUAUUCUUCCAAGGUGUACAAGAAGUCUUGACUAAUCCCUCCUAUAAGAGCAACAUGGAGAGGCUUUCCAGGCUACACAGGGAUCAGCUAAUCUCGCCACUUGACAACGCUCUCUUCUGGAUCGAGUUUGUCAUGCGGCACAAAGGUGCAGCGCAUCUGCGGACUGAGUCAUACAAGCUGCCCUGGUAUGCCUAUUACUCUUUGGAUGUGUAUCUGUUCCUGUCUGGAGCUGUGCUGGUUUUGUUUUUAACAUUUUUUAUCAUCAUCAGAUUGAUGUGUUCUGCUUUAUGUAAGAAGAAAGUCAAACGUGAUUAG